Molecule: messenger RNA, 11889 nt
Organism: Symphalangus syndactylus (siamang)
Lineage: Eukaryota; Metazoa; Chordata; Mammalia; Primates; Hylobatidae
Gene: RORA
Product: RAR related orphan receptor A
Biological process (GO): regulation of transcription by RNA polymerase II; negative regulation of inflammatory response
Cellular component (GO): nucleus
Molecular function (GO): zinc ion binding; nuclear receptor activity; RNA polymerase II cis-regulatory region sequence-specific DNA binding
Source: RefSeq, a predicted model, not a curated record
AGAAGGGGCAGUGAAGGGGUCAAGAGCAUGGGUUUUGACAUCAUAAGAUCUGCAGUCCAAUGCUCACCACUGACCACUGACUCACUGUACAGCCUUCCGAAGCUGCUUCAUCUCUACAGGCCCCAAAAUGGAAAGUGCAAGUAAUGAAACUUCAUGUAGGACUCUUGUGAGAACUAAUUCAGAAACAAUGCUUAACGCUGUAUCUGAUGUGUACUAAGUGGCCCAUAAAUCAUAAAUGGUACCUUUAAAAAUAUCUGUUAUGCUUAAUGCAUUGAAAAGUAAGUUAGAGUCAAGACGUGGAAGUUUCUGUUUGCCGACACUAGGUAUUUGGACUUUAUCCUGCAGCCCAUGGGCAGCCAAGGAAGAUAUUCCUGCAGGGAUGAUAUUAAAUCAAUUACUUUUUGGGGAAAUCUUCACCUGUCAUCAGUUUGGGGAGAAAGGAGGAAUGUUGGCAAGGAGGCUCUGUCAGUAUCCAAGCAAAGUGGAGAAGGGCCCUGGGGUGGUGGAGAAGGGAAGGGGGUGGAAAACACAAAUUUGUGAACUUUAGAAAGGAAGAUGGCUGAGGAGCAAGGGAUGGGUCAGCUUGGCAACCACAGAGAAGGAAGGAGGGGUCAAAGAUACGUUUUGAGAAGGCAUCUGUGAUGGCAGUGACCCAAACUGCAGUGCGAGGGGAGGAGAGACAGUGCUGUUCUCUCUCCUGGGGGAGGGCCACCAUCUGGGAUCACUGGACCCAGGUCCCACACCCCCAAGGGCACUACUUGACACAUUGAUUCAUUUGUAUCCUGCUUUUCUCAAAAAGGUUUGAAGCGGUUUUACACCAGAUACAGUGGAUGGUUUCUACUUUCCUCACAAGUGACAAUGAACUGAAACCGUGACAACCAAAAAAAAAGGAGAUAAAGGGCGGAGCACAACAUGAGGGGGAGGAGAGAAUGAGGGCAGAAAAUGGACUGACCAGGUGUGUGGAGGGGUGCUGGCUCCACCUGUCCACUCGUGGCCUUCGAAUUAUUCCAUCAUUUCUAAUCCAUUCCCUUUGCAAGAGAGGAAUCCCUCCCAGGAAAAACAGAAAAACCAGGUCUUUCUCAACAGCAAUUUUACUCUUCCUUUCCUGUGCAAUGUCAGAAGCAAUGGCAGGGGCCUCCUUCUCCAGAGCCAAUACAACCCCCAAGAAGGGAGAGAGAGAGAGAGGGAGAGAGAAAGCAAGAAAGAGCCACAGAAAGGGAGAGAGAGACAGAGAGAGCCCAUUGCCAGUAGGCACUGCCAGGCGAGCUGCUGGUUGGAUGGCUGCAGCCGCGGCAGCCACAGGAUGAUCCAAAUUGUGGCUUUGCUUCCUCUCUCUUUCUCUUUGGUAGCACACAAUCACUCAGCCCUAGAUUCCUCUGUGUUUCAUACCUAGGAGGUCAGGGAGGGCACCUUGUAGUGCCUGAGGCCCCGAGAGGGUUCACAGCCACCUGAGAAGUGUUUGCAGUCUAUGGGUGUGUAAGCUGGGUCAGCUGUGGGAUGGCGUGGAGAGAAAACAAGAAAAAGUUGUUUCCCUCAGCUCUCUGCUGAAAAAAUGCUCACGGGGAGUCAGUCAACAUUUGGUAUCUCAGUAACGAAGAAGACACAUACAUCUCAAAUUGAAAUUAUUCCAUGCAAGAUCUGUGGAGACAAAUCAUCAGGAAUCCAUUAUGGUGUCAUUACAUGUGAAGGCUGCAAGGGAUUUUUCAGGAGAAGUCAGCAAAGCAAUGCCACCUACUCCUGUCCUCGUCAGAAGAACUGUUUGAUUGAUCGAACCAGUAGAAACCGCUGCCAACACUGUCGAUUACAGAAAUGCCUUGCCGUAGGGAUGUCUCGAGAUGCUGUAAAAUUUGGCCGAAUGUCAAAAAAGCAGAGAGACAGCUUGUAUGCAGAAGUGCAGAAACACCGGAUGCAGCAGCAGCAGCGUGACCACCAGCAGCAGCCUGGAGAGGCUGAGCCGCUGACGCCCACCUACAACAUCUCGGCCAACGGGCUGACGGAACUUCACGACGACCUCAGUAACUACAUUGACGGGCACACCCCUGAGGGGAGUAAGGCAGACUCCGCUGUCAGCAGCUUCUACCUGGACAUACAGCCUUCCCCAGACCAGUCAGGUCUUGAUAUCAAUGGAAUCAAACCAGAACCAAUAUGUGACUACACACCAGCAUCAGGCUUCUUUCCCUACUGUUCGUUCACCAAUGGUGAGACGUCCCCAACUGUAUCCAUGGCAGAAUUAGAACACCUUGCACAGAAUAUAUCUAAAUCGCAUCUGGAAACAUGCCAAUACUUGAGAGAAGAGCUCCAGCAGAUAACGUGGCAGACCUUUUUGCAGGAAGAAAUUGAGAACUAUCAAAACAAGCAGCGGGAGGUGAUGUGGCAAUUGUGUGCCAUCAAAAUUACAGAAGCUAUACAGUAUGUGGUGGAGUUUGCCAAACGCAUUGAUGGAUUUAUGGAACUGUGUCAAAAUGAUCAAAUUGUGCUUCUAAAAGCAGGUUCUCUAGAGGUGGUGUUUAUCAGAAUGUGCCGUGCCUUUGACUCUCAGAACAACACCGUGUACUUUGAUGGGAAGUAUGCCAGCCCUGACGUCUUCAAAUCCUUAGGUUGUGAAGAUUUUAUUAGCUUUGUGUUUGAAUUUGGGAAGAGUUUAUGUUCUAUGCACCUGACUGAAGAUGAAAUUGCAUUAUUUUCUGCAUUCGUACUGAUGUCAGCAGAUCGCUCAUGGCUGCAAGAAAAGGUAAAAAUUGAAAAAUUGCAACAGAAAAUUCAGCUAGCUCUUCAACACGUCCUACAGAAGAAUCACCGAGAAGAUGGAAUACUAACAAAGUUAAUAUGCAAGGUGUCUACAUUAAGAGCCUUAUGUGGACGACAUACAGAAAAGCUAAUGGCAUUUAAAGCAAUAUACCCAGACAUUGUGCGACUUCAUUUUCCUCCAUUAUACAAGGAGUUGUUCACUUCAGAAUUUGAGCCAGCAAUGCAAAUUGAUGGAUAUGGACCCUUUUUCUGUCUUGACUUCUUGAUCGUUGACCUCUGUUUACAACAGAAGGAGGGUACUAAAGUCGGAGGAUUUCCUUUUCUUGUAGCUCACUGCCCACAGACUUUCUACAGAGUCACCAAUCUGUCAGUAACAACAGCGAGUCCAGCAAUAAUCGGUGACUGAUGUGCAUAGCGGAGGUUGCGGCAUUAUUUUGCACAACUAGCUCUUUGUUUCAUGAAGGAAGUUUUUAUUUUUUCACCGAUUAUUGCCAGUCCGCAGGAUGGCAUGAAAAGGGUCCAUAGCAGUAGCAACAAUAGCAUUAUAAUAUAUUACAGGGUAAAUGGGCAUGAAGACUAUAUAUAGCUAAAAGAGAUAUUGUUUAUAUAUUGUUUUAAGUAAUAUAAAAUGUAGUUACUGGUGUAGCUUUUCCUGUUGAAUUGAUAAGGCACUUUCAUUUUGCACCUUUUUCUUUAAAUUAAAUGCUAGCGUGUUCACUGUCGUGUCGCAUGUGCACCAGAAACACAAGUUUAACUGAGAAGGCUUGGAAGGUACGUUGGGAGGUAUUUAUGCUGCUGUUUACAAAAUUACUUUUAAAAGACUGGCUGGUCAUAUCUAGAAACCACCACGUUGGAUUUUUUUUUUUUUUAACAUGUGAAUUUAGAAUUAGAAACGGAACUCUCCCUAAAUUAUACUUUCCUUUUUGGUUAAGUUUAAUGAUAGAUGUGUUUAUGCUUCAUACAAAGUUGAAUGAUUGAUUGGCGCGGUGGACGUAUACCAUUAUGAUCAUUUUUUUUUAAAGCUUUUUAAAAUGCCACCUCAUGGAGGUGAGAGGGAGGAGAAGCUCAUUUUACACAAUUCAGUAGUUAAAUAUGGACUUGGUCUCAACUUGGAAUUCUUAUGUUUUGAGAACAAAUCAAUAACCAGAAUAUUUAUUGGAAUCUAGCCUUUAUUAUAAGAAGGACCCAAAGAUUAUAUCUUGAGCAAAUGCACACUCCCCAUGUGAGGAUAUGAAGCAUUUACUUUGUGAAUGUUUAUGUUCUUGAUAUAAUCUAGGAACCCUAUGAGUUUAUCUCAGAGUGAACUAAUUCUAGAUUUGUUGUCAAUAGAUGCUAUAAUUCAAGAAUGUUGCUCUCCAUAUUUGAAAAACGAUGGAUAGGAGGGUGAGGGAAGCAUACAAUGUUGAACCAGUUUCUCUUAUUUAGAUAUUAAAUACUUUAAGCCUUUAAAGUGAAGUUGAUGCUAGCUGCAAACAUUUACUCUUGUAUUUAUCUUCACUAGGAAACUGUAGACUGUAAUUUAUUUUAUUAAAUAUUUAGAAGAUUAUUUGGCUUGUGUGUUCAGGUGAGAAACACUGAGUUGUUUUUGUUUAAUUUCAUGGUUAUUUUAAUAAUCCCUAGUGAGGGAAGGGGAAAGGAAUAGUCUGUUAAACAGGUGUGCAUAUUUUAAAAACAAGUGACCUUUUGGGAAUGUAGGCAUUUAGACGAUGAUUUUAGUCGCACUAGGGGUGGGAUUCAAACUACUGGUCAAAGACCAUUUUGUACAGAAAAGGGAACAUCUCUGAUGGGUGUUAAUGUAGGAGUUUCCACGCAGCCCUUUAUGUCCGAGAAAUAGUCUCCUCUGCCAUUGGGGUCCCUGCGGAAUCUUCUACAGGAAUUGCAGCUCUUCACGUCAUGCUGGGUUACCAGCAUGGGCUUCCCAGAGCACUUCACUCUGUUUCUAACUCCACUGACUUUUCUGACUUGUUUCCUGAGGGACUUGGAAAAGGGGAAGGUAUUAUUCACAUAGAUGUGUGUAUGAAGCCUAAAUAACAUCCAAUUUUUUUUCCAAAAACAUAGUAAGGGUUUAACCAUAAAUAGAAGAGUAAUAUUCCUUUAAAUUUCUUACAGGCAUGUAAAAUUUUAUGUGUUUAUAGAGAGAUGCUGUCAGCAGAUAGUAUUUAUAUUGGGGCAAGAAGGGUUAAAUCAAAUCUUUAAGUAAGCAUAGUUCCUUUAAAGAUCAAUAGUAUUUAUACUCUGAAAAGAGUACCAAGCUUAGUUCAGUUAUUUAUUCAUCCAUUUUUUUCCUAUUGUUUCUCCUCUAUGGGGAAAUGGUGUUUUGUUUUUGUUUGAGUUUUGUGUUUUGGUUUUUUGGUUUUGGUUUUUUUUUUUUGUCAUUCAGAUUCACUAAAUUUGGGGAUGGUUUUAUUAAAGUAUAUUAACUUCUUUUUAACCAAAGCUUUCUGAAUAUGACCAGCCUCAGGUGCUAGCGCAUUAAAGAGCAACUAAACCUAAUUCCAGUGUCGAUCUGUGAAAUAAUAAAAGCUAAUUGAAUUUCUCUAAGGGUGAGAGAGAACAUAAUGAUGAACUUAAAAAGAAAUUCCUUUUCCCAGAAAGGAUUCUGCAUGUACCUACAAACAAUCAUGCUCUAACCACAGUAAUAGUCAUGCCAUGGUGACAUUGCUUUUACAGUAAACCAAGAUAGGUAAUAUGAUGCUUCUUCCCAGGUGUUUCUGAAAGAAAAGCAGGGGUGGAGCUUAAGAGCCAAGUCCACUGAUUGACAUAGGAGAAUGGAAUUGUGGACAGAGACAUGCUCCGUGAAACAAGGAAACAACUGACUACUAUUUGGAUCUAAGUUGGGAUCUGAUGUUAAACAAUAAAUUCAGUUUAAAAAAACAUAUGGGGCUCAGAAAAGAAUGCGAAAAACUUUGCAUUUUCCUUUCUUCAUUAUUAUAAAAACACCUAUGUGAUGACAUAAAAUACUUGGGUGAUAUCAGAACAAUUAUCCUUAAUAGUUCUUAUAAUUAAAGUUUCCUAAACUUCAAUCUCCAAUAGUCUUUUAAGGAUUGGAACCACAUCACUGUCAGCCCCGCUGCUACAAUGCCUUUAUACAAUUUUUUUUACAUAAGGCAAAUAAGGCUUUUGUACAAAGCCUGAAUACCUUCUGUUCCAAUGGUGUCCAAAUGGUUAUUAUAUUGUGAAAAACCUGGCCUUGGUCACAGUGCAAACAAAAGUAUAGAUGAAAGUGCUUUUUGGACAGUUUGCAAAUGUGUUAAAGCUAUGGAUUUUUUUUAAAGUGUUCAGCAUCUUAACGUGUAUUAAAGCUAUGGAUUUUUUUAAAAGUCUUCAGCAUCCUAAUUCACCCUUUCUAACUUAAGAAAAACAUGACUUAAGACACUGUUUCUAAGUUUGGUUGUUCUUUAUAGUGUGGAUACCCAGUUAUCUGUGAGCGUAUGGGGGUGGGCUGAGGGUCAGGUGAGGAAGGAGUGUGUGUGUGUGUGUGUGUGUGAUUUGCAUGUGUAUGAUGUGUGUGCGUCGGACCGCUUCUAGGCUACUAAGUGUCAAUGGAAAAGAAAAUGUAUUCAAAAUACUUAAAUCAAAACUAGAAGAUGGGGAAAAAAAGAUUUAUUCUAUACAAAGCCUUGUCUGGACCACUUUAGAGAGACUUCUAUUUUUUUAACCCUUCUAUAAAUAUUUGAUGGCACUUGAAAUAUUCCUGCAAUAAAAUGUGAUUUGUGUAAAGAAAAAAAGAUUUUGUAAUGUGAAACAAAGAAAGAAAGUAAUGUAAUUUUCUAAAAAAAAAAAUACAAACAAACAAACUUUGUAUUAUUUUCUUGAUGGAAUUUGUCUAUCUGUCUUUGGAAAACUUUUUAUUUCAUUGAAUGUGCCAUAGUAGAAAUGUGUGUUUUUAGUUUUAGACUAAGGAAUAGCUAGUUGUUGUGUUCCGACAUUCCAAAAUGCAAAACAACCUAGUAGUAUCUUUCAUGAAAAGGUUUAAGUAGUAUGUAAGCUUCUCUCAUUGUUGCUUUUUUGCACAUGUUCUUCAUUCCUCUCUAGUGCAAUAUGUACAUAGAGCACUUGCGGGUGUACCUUGAUCCCUCAGGGAAAAAUACAUAUUUGUACAGUUUUUUGGGGUUUUUUUGUUUUUUGGUUUUUUUGUUUUGCCUUUUGUUUUUGGCUAAGGAAUGUCGAUCGAAUCACUUGUUAUUGUUGAGGGGCAGCCAGAUAAUAAUCCUAAAGCCACUGUUUCAAACAUUGAUUGUUUAAAUCAUAUGUCCUUCCAAUGCUAUUAUUUUAAGAUAAUAAUAAAAAGUUAUUUUCUGACAGUUCUUUGUGCUGAUUGGUGAAAAACAAGGGUAAAUAAGCACCUUAUAAUUGACUUACUGUGAAUGACAAUCCAUCUUGGUAUCAACGAUAGAAGCCCUAUCAUUUUGGAGUUGGGGUUAAGAGUCAGAAACAAUGUGCUCAGGGAUCUCCUAAAACUCUUAAAACAGGGUGGCCAGUACUACUGGGACAAAUUGUUUUUUAUUAUUAAUAAUAAUGAUAAUAAUACUAUCCCUCCAAGGCACAAGUGAACUAUAUAGAACUGCGUGUGUGUAAACUCUUUACUCUCGUCUCAUUUUGUUGAGUUCAGAACUUGACGUGCUCUUCAGUCUUGUGUUUCAAAACACUGAAUAACUUCCAAAGCAAAGUUAUGCCAGUGUGUUCAAAAGAUAAAUUAAUAAUGUACCAGCAAAGAGCAUCAAAGUAUAGUCCUUGCAUAUUCCAGUUACCAUUUCUCUAAUAAUUAAAAUAUUCAUGAUAAAUAUAUAUAUAUAUAGCAUCAUAUGUUAAAAACUAUUUCAAAUUCUACAUAUUAAGGAUGAAAAUUUUAAAAACCAGUAAUAAGAGGAGAGACCUGCCUAUCAGUACAGUGAUAUAGGUAAAAGAUAAAAUAUGUUUUUAAAAUACCAGCAAUUAACUAUUGUUUUCAUGUGCUCUCCUCUAGAAGCAAACCAAAAAUUCCUUCAUGGAAAACAAUUCUUACUUCUACAUGUGUAGUUUAUAUCUGAUGCAUUACAAGAGCUAAUGUUUAAAGACAAAACAAAACCUGCCUAUAUAGACAGCAGCAACUCGAGCCAACAUUUAGUGUUACAUGUUAUAUUUUUGAAAUACAGUUUUGUUAUCAUAUUCCACAUAUUACUUUCCAUAAAGUCAGAGAAGUUGAAUUGUUGGCUCUGAUUCUUCCACCUUGGGAUAUACAUUCACAAGAAGAUUUAUAUAUUUUCUUACUAUGAUAGAGGAACAUAAUCUGGGAAAACUUCCCAUGUCUAUAAGAUGAAAAGGAUACCUUUACCAUGUUGUUUUGGAUAAUAAAGAAUAUGGAAAAUGGUAGAAAUCUCUCCUGUGUGUAUUCGUAUAUGUGUGUAUACACACACACGUUGACAUUUUUACAUAACAUGUGAUUGCCACUUCUUAUAAAGUUAUGAUAUAGAACCCCAUGAAAACAACUUUAUAUUAUAGAUCAAAUAAUGUGCCCAGAAAUGCAAUUGCAACAGCAAAUCUUGAUCUAUUGGUAAUAGUCUAUGAUACAGGUCUUCAUUCUAUCCCUAAACAUAAUGUUAGUAAAGACAUUCCAUCAGAUUUUAUUAUAGAGAACUUCCUAUUGCUAUUUAUUUUUAAGAGAUGAGAAGACUGACUAGCAAUGUCUCCACAGUGCAGUUGCUUUCACUUCUGGGUCUGUCUGUCUGUUUGUGUAGGUGAGAUCAGUGUUGUCAGGCUCUCAGAAUAAUUUUUAAAAGAAUCCAGAAGCCUGACUUCAUACCAAGUAGCCAUCCUAGAUGGGCAGGAGGGGAUCUCCAUGUUCAACCAAACCCUCAGAACUUAGAGCAAUAAAUACAUUCAGUCAUUUAUUUAUAAAUGAAUGACAGAAUAUUCAAUCCAAAUAGAAACAACCUUUUUUCAGUGAUGCAACAUAACAUGGAGUCUUAUAUUGAGAAAGUGAGUAUGAAUAUUUUAAAUAGAUGCCUAGGAAAUCUGUGUUUGCUGUUUACAUUUAGUGUACUUUGCCACAUUAGCAGUACCACACUUUUACUUGCAUCCUUCUAAGAACUAAUGAAAGAUAGCUUGCUAUUAGCUUUGACAUGCUGCACAUGCCAUUAUGUUGUUCUCUAAGAACAACUAAAUUCUCUCCAGUGUUCACGUGAUUCCUUUUUCAUCAUUAUUACUUUAAUGUGGAUGAAUACUAUUUCUAGGAACUUGAUUAUCAUUGAACAGAUUGCAUAUGUAAAUGCAGAUAAUUCUUGAGCAAUAUAGUGAAAAUGCUUUCACAAAAAAAAAUCCAUAUGUACUGUAUACAUCUUCCUGAAUCCAAAAUUCUCUUGUUAUCCACACAGUUUGAAAUCUCAUAUUAAACAGUGGUAAAUUUUUAAACAUUAGGACAUUAGCUGGCUGCUUCUAUAAAUGUACCUGUAUUGUCUGCCUGCUCCUUUUGUGGAGAUGUGUUUUUGUAUUGGAUGUUUGGGCCAAUGGGAGGCUUCAAGCUACAACAUAUUUUCCCAGUUUAAAUAAUAUUUAACAUAUGACAAACCCCAGACAAGGCUUUUAAUAUGUAUAAAGAACUGCAGUGUUAGGUGGUUUAUUUGCAAACCGUUUUCAAUGUUGUCCAUUUUUAUGGCACCUUUAACAAUAUUCUUGUUUCCAAAGUACAAAAAAAAUAGGUUAAAUAAUCUAGCCAUAACUGAAUGUCAAGCAAUAAAACAAAUGACUUUUGUGCAUAGACUUAAAAAAUACAAAUUUUAGACAUCUGCAUGUAAAUGCAAUCUCUUGUUUACUGCUUUCUUCAACUUGAGCAAUUGAUUCCUUAUUUACUAUUAACUUAAGAACUUGUAAUGGCCUGUAAACAUUUUCUCUCUUACUCUUCUUUCAAAUUUACCUGUCCCUGCUUUUGAGUCAUAAUAUUUAAUGUUGUUCUGCACAUCUCUAUACAGUUAACUUUUUGGCUUUCAUUCUGUAUAGAUAAGAAAAUGUUAUAUUAUAAACAGCCUACUCAGUGCAAAUAUUUAUCUGUUUAUCAAAUCCACAAUAUGCUGUAUAAUACCGGUUUUACUAUAUAAUCUAUUUUAGACAUAGCUGUUUAGAACUAGAGUGUGCUAUUUUUGUGUUUUUCUGAUGUGUGGUGCUAGACAAGUUACUUUUGUGAACAACAAAAAUUAUCCCUUUUAUUCCUAGACAAUACCACCUUUGGGUCUUGUUAAUUUCACUGAGUAUAACUAUAUAUUUGUAUAUAUAUACAUAUAUAUAUAUAUCUACCUAUGCCCAACUGGCAGCUGUAUCAGAGUGCUGGAUUUGGGACAUGCUUUUCUCUUUAAAUCCAUAAUAUCAUUAUAUAAAUUAUUCUAGAGUGUAUUUAAUUAGGAUAAAAUUACUUCCUUAGUAUGGAUAUUUGACAUCUAUAGGGUGAAUUUGUUUAUAAAUAUGGCUAUAUGGAAACUUAUUAGCAUUUACUUUAUGUUUGCUACUUGGCUUUAUAGCAUAUCUCCUAAGCUGAAAAAUAAUUUGCCAGGCCUUCAAGAUCCUAAAGAAACUUGUUUAAUGGAGUAAUAUACUUUUUUUUCUUAUUAAGGAAUUAUAUUAUUGGCAUCUAACACAGUUGUAUUCUUAGCUCCUAUUAUAGAUAAUAGGCAUUGAUAUAAAAUAUCCUAGAUGGCUUGAUGGCAGAAUAAACCUUUCCCCUCCUACCUGAGUCAUGAGAAGGAUGGAGACGUCCUCUGCCAUAACAUGGGCCAUAAAGCAAAUUCGACACGGGAUGUUCUGUUUCAGUACGACCUCAACCAGUUCCAUGAACUGAGUGAAGGACCUUCAUUUUUAAAGUUAUUUAAUAAGUAGCUUAAUUAAGCCUUUCUACCCAUUCUCCCAAGAUCUAUUGGCAUUAUUGAAAAGCAAAGUUUAUCAAAUAUCUAACUAAGGAUGUAGUUAACCUUAUUAAAUAUUGAUUAGAAUUGUUCUGUAAUAUUACUGAAUUUGUAAGAUCUUUAGCAAAGAUUUUUGAGCAAUUUAUAAAUGUAGAGCAAAUGUUUCUGUUUACUGCACUUUUUGUAAUUGAAGGUGAUAAAUUCUCAAGCCAUGAUUAUUGGCUUCCAUGCACUGCAAUAUUUACCCACAAUUCUAGACAUUUUCCAUUUUUGUGGAAGAGUUGCUGUUACCUUAAUUAUAAAUGCAAUUGUGUGGUUAAUGAGAGCUAAUGCUAGUAGUUAACCUUUUAAAGUGGAUUGGCUACAGUUGAGGGAGAUAUCUCUUUUAAUAUAAAUCACAUCAUUCCUUAACUGCCUUGCUUGUAAAGAGAUUGAAACCUUUUUUUUAAAGCACCAUUUAGCAUCCUAAGCUUCCUGAGGGUAGAGAUUGUAUCUCUUUGCGUCUGCACAAUGGCUAGCACAUGUCAGCAUUUGACAAUUGUUAAAUGAUAACAAGUGUGCCCCAAUUAAAACAUUUUUCCUGGGUUGUUUUGUUAAAUUUAUAAAGUAAGCCAAGCCUUACGGUUAACAUUCUCCUCCACAACCAAGUAUUAAAGCCACAUUUAAAAAGACCACAUGAAAUGCUGAUUCUAAUUGUGUGUAGGUCUUGAGGAUUAAGCACACAAAUUUCACAAACCUCUGUUUGAGUAAACAAACUCAGCCUUCUGUAAAUAUACAUGCAAGUUUGGAAACAGUAAUACUGUACCUAUAAAUAUAUGCUGUCUGUUUUGUGUACAGUAUGUAAAAACUCCUUUUCUGCCACACUAAAAAUGCAAGCCAUUUAUGGGAAUCCUAAAACUAGUAUUGAACUAAAACUUUGCUAAUGAUCUUUAUUAGAGGAUCAUCCAACUUUUCACUUACCUUGGGUUUUCUUUUCAAUUCACUCUUACAGUAGUCUGCUUAUUUCCAGCUGUUUAUUUUAUCAAGUCCUGAAUUUAAAAAAAAAAUAUUUUGAUUCAUUUUGUAAAUACAAGCUGUACAAAAAAGAGAGAUUUAAUGUUGUCUUUUAAAUACUCCAAUUUUCAUUCUAAUAUGAAUGUUGUUAUAUUGUACUUAGAAACUGUACCUUUAAUAUUACAUUACCUUUAUUAAAAGUGCAUUGAACACAUCAAUUUUAGAUGUGCUUUAUGUACUGUUAUCCUAUAAUAAAACUUCAGCUUCUAAUGGAAAA